Molecule: messenger RNA, 6494 nt
Organism: Taeniopygia guttata (zebra finch)
Lineage: Eukaryota; Metazoa; Chordata; Aves; Passeriformes; Estrildidae
Gene: PHYHD1
Product: phytanoyl-CoA dioxygenase domain containing 1
Source: RefSeq, a predicted model, not a curated record
CUAUUGUGUAGGUUUAUUGGUUUCUUUUACUCAUUACAAAAGUCUUAGUGGAUUAUGACAAUCCUCUAUGAAUUAAGUAGAUAGACAGAGAAAGAGCUGUUGCUCUGUGACAAGCUGGGGCUGUGGCACAGAUUUCACUAUCACUUCAACAAGUGUCUGAAACAGUUUCUGUUGCUGAAUUUUUAAGGCUGUUGCCAUAGGAAUUGUCUUCAGACUGGUGAAUUAUUUCAGUACUUGCCUUCCCCAUGGGAUCCUUAACUGGAAAUGCUGGCAGAUAGUCUUUCCCAAUUCAUGAAGUGUUACAGAGAGUCAGCCUGUGACUUGCAAAGAAAAUUUGAGUUUCUGUGCAGCUCUUUUAUUGUGUAGAAAGGUGUUUCUCUUGAGUUUUGCCUUCCCUCACUUUCUUUGUCUGUGACUACUUGGCCACAGUGACAUUGGCCCCACUUCAGAGAGAGAAUGUAAGCAGGCUUUGAAACAGAUGAGUGAGAGUUUGUAAUGCUGCUUAUUGAUGACUUUUAAUGAAAUGCAAGACUGAACCAAGAAAGGAGAGGACAAAAUGUCCCUUGUCAUCUAAGGCUUACCUGGACCUCAGCUCCUUUUGGCUGGUUCACCUUUUGGAGGACUUCCCUGGUCUUUGAGGAGCUGAGGAAAUCAUGCUUCCUUUACUCCUUGUUUCUUAUUAAAUAUUCUCUCACUUGUUGCUGAUUAAGGAUUUCAGGAGAGGUAGGUUGUUCCAGUGGAAAAUUUUCCUCCUUGAUAGCCCUGGCAGCUCCACAGCAGCAGUUGUGGUGCGAGUGCUGAGCUGUGUGAGCUGGCUUGGCUCCAAAUGGCUUCAAUAGGAACCCUUAUUGGGAUAAUUGUGCCACUCCAAAAGGCAUUUGAAACACAUGAUCUGCACCUUUCCUGCAGACAUGGGAUGGGCUUUGGCAGCCUUCAAUGGAGCUUGCCAGAAAUUUUCUUGCUGAGGUGGCAGGAGAAAAUGUUGACUCUGCAAAAAGAGCUCUUGGAGGGGGAGGAAGGGAAGGAAAAGGAGCCAUUUCCCAGUUUUGUCUAAGUACUGUCAACCUUUCUGUGUAAACUUACUGGAGAGAAGGCUUUACAAUGGUAGCAUCCUUCUUUCUGACUUUUUUUGGGCGUUGUGUGGCUGGAGUGGUUUUCCUCUUGCUGGAAAGGUCUUUCUGAGCCUCAAAAUAGAGGCAUGGCUGGAGUGGCAAAGAACAGGAGGACUCCGAAGGACAGACACUGAGAGCUCCUAGAACCAGGAUGGAUUUUAUCUCCUGGUAGCUGCUGCAUUGUUUGCUGUGAUCUGCUGUUUACAUUGCUCAAAACAUGCCAUGGAACAGGAAAACUGUGGUUUGCUGCUGUGGCAUGAACCAAAACAGCCUCUGGAGUCAUCGUGUGUGUGUAAGGUGGGGAGUGGAGAAGGUGACGUGAUAAAUUGCUGGAAAAAACACCGUGUGUGGGAAUGAGAAGGACAUGACACGACAGUGACGGAGAGGGACUAAGGAGUGGUGUGGGAGUGUUUUCCAGGAGUGUUUCUCCAGGAUUGCUGCCUCCCGGGGAGGGGUGAGAUGGGUCACACAAUGAACUUUCAAGCAACAGCCUACAACUGGUUUUUUUUUCCCCACUGGUCAUGCAUCUUCCUUGAAAACUUUUCCACUCCAUCAGUUGGUGAGAGUGUUAAGAGGAAGGAGGAACUACUGGAAAUUUUUUUUUUAGCUUUGCAGCAUUGGAGACUGAUUUAUUUUAUUUAUUUUUUUUCCUUCAGGUUUGUAGUCCAGUUAUUAAAGUUUCUGGCAGAAUUUAGCUUUUUAAACUACUGAAUUUAUAUCCUCCUGUGUAUGGGAAAAGCCUGAAAAAAGUUAAACCCCUAAUUUCCUCUUUAUUAAAAAAAAAAAGUUUUAGUAAGGUGCAGAGGGAUUUUAUCCACAAUUCCCUUACAGAAUAGAAAACUUAAUUUUUUUCAAACAACCUCUCUUUAAAUGGAUUUUCAUUUGCUAGGAUGUAAACUCUUUUCUUUGAGCAUUUCGCAUUCCUCCCGUUUGCUGGGUUUUUCUCUGGCUGGGUGAAUGAUGCAAGAACACGCCCCCAUGGUGUUAUUUUUGUGAAGUGCUGCUGCAAGGGUGUUUUCGGUGUUUCCUGUAGGAGCCAAGCACAUUUUCUUCUGGAGAGAAAACCCUUCCCCAGGGAUUCCCGAUGGGAGGGAUGUGUUGGCUGGGAGCGCCACCACUGGGCUGGCAACUGUUGCUCCUUCUCUGCCUUUUAGACCCACUUUCUGAAUUUUCCCUCUCUGCUUUGAACUUUGGGUGGAUUUGGCUUUACUUAUUUGUAAAUAUUACAUGGACUUCUGGAGCUGCAGGAGAGUGAACAGAGCAGGUGAAGGUGUAAAUGACCAAAAGCAGUUGUGAAUGAAAAUAGCAGAAGUAUUCUCUAUGGGUUUUACCAAACCCUCAGUGACAGCUUUUUACCACAUUUUAGUCUGUCACCUCCUGGGCUUGGGAGCCCUUUCAGAGGAUAUGCUGAAGUGCUGGCAAGACUCACUGACUAAGCAAAAAGGGCUCUGUAAGACCUUGAAUCAGUACUUUAAAUUUGUUCUAAGACAUCUUGAUCUUUUCUUCACACUUGAAUCUUAUUUUAACUCUCCCUUAUCUUACUUACCCCUGUGAUUACCAGUUUAACUGCCUUACUUUUAAAUCUGGGUUAUUAAUUAAAAGCAAUUCCUCCUUGGAGCUCAGAUGUUCAUCAAGUUGUGAUUACACUUGAAUAGAAAACUUUUGUGUGCUUUGUUACCACUAAGAGUCAAAGCAAUACUGUGCAGUCCUGAAUGUCCCAGCCCGGAGCAAAGAACUGGUGAUGGGGACAAAAACCUCUGGAGCUGUGCAAGAGUCCAACUGCCCAGUGCUGGCUUUUAUCACAUGCUGGGACAAGGAUCACGUGGAGAGGCGGGGAGUCAGCCCUGCAGAGCCCAGGUGGCAUUGCUGUGCUGGAGGUGGGAGCUUCUGCCCUGAUGGCAUCUGUAACCCAGCAGCAGAUCCAGAAGUUCCACAAGGAUGGCUUCCUUGUCCUGGAGCAGUUUUUCAGUGCAGAGGAGUGUGACAGCAUGAGGAGCCAGAUCCAGAGAAUCGUGGCGGAGAUGGAAGUGCCGCCGCACUGCCGCACCGCCUUCUCCACCAGGCAGGAGGAGCAGGUCCAGGAGCAGGGUAGCUCGGAUUAUUUCCUAACCAGUGGAGACAAGAUUAGAUUCUUUUUUGAGAAAGGUGUUUUGGAUGAGAAAGGUAACUUUCUAAUUCCAAAGGAGAAGUCUGUCAGCAAGAUUGGCCAUGCUCUACACGCUUACGAUCCUGUCUUCAAGCAAAUCACCCACUCUCCCAAGGUGCAGGAACUGGGAAGAAAACUAGGCCUUGAGAGACCAGUAGUUGUGCAGAGCAUGUAUAUCUUCAAGCAACCUCGCAUUGGUGGUGAAGUGACACCACACCAGGAUGCCAGUUUCCUGCACACGGAGCCCCUGGGCAGGAUCCUGGGGUUCUGGAUUGCCCUGGAAGAUGCCACACAGGAGAAUGGCUGCUUGUGGUUCAUCCCUGGCUCUCACACCAAUGGGAUUACCAGGAGGAUGGUCCGUGCACCUUCAGGUGCCUCAACAUGUGUAGAGUUUGUUGGCUCAGAGCCAGCCUACGAUGACAAGCAGUUCAUACCUCUGCCCAUAAGUAAAGGUGGACUCAUCCUCAUCCAUGGCGAGGUUGUCCAUAAGAGUGAACUCAACAGCUCGGAGUCCUCUCGCCACGUGUUCACCUUCCACGUGAUGGAAGCCAAAGGCACCACCUGGAGCAAAGAGAACUGGCUCCAGCCAACCCCUGAGCUGCCUUUUCCAUCGCUCUACACUUGAAGUUAGUUGACUGGCUUGUGGAGUCAAUAGCUGAUCAAUAUUCCCUUCUGAUUGUUCACUCACAGUCUCUUUAAAAGCAACCUUCACUAGAUCAGCUCUCAAUGUUAAUUUAUCCUCCUCUUCAAAACCAGGACCAUUAUAACAGCCCAAAACCUGUGGUAGAGAGAAGCUUCUGCAGCAGGAGCCCUGCCAGUAUGAGAGUAGUCACCCAGUCCUUUUGGUAAGGAAACACCUUCAGUCUUGAAAACAAACCAGUGAACACCAUUGCACCUUGACUGGGACCACUUACCAAGUACUUCUCCUUGUAGAUACUCAGUAUUUUCCUGUGUUUAAGAGCGUAAGGGCAUUUCUUGGCUGGUUGACUCCAGCAAUGCAGGUGAACAUGUUGUGGGGGGAUGUUUGAUUUUCACCCCUAGUUUUCUGUCUUAUUGUUGGAAUAACAGUGAUAUAAAACAAUCUUGUGGGUGAAAUGAAGCAAGAGGUCUGCUUUUUAUAAUCAAUCUUCCAAAUACUCCUGGCAGACAGUAGCUGAGUGUUUUAUCUCUUAGUGUGAUCAAAAAUACCACAAUUUUUAAAGAUUCAUGUUGAAAUGAUGGAAACAAAGAACCUCAAUCAAACUCUUUACACUUAAAUACAAAGAUAGAAAUUCUUCUUUUCAUCUCCAUCUUUUCUUUGAGGAAGACACAGUGUGACCUUCUUCCAACAGAUGGGGACAGUGCAAAUUGUCUGGUGAGCAGCUGGAACUCUCAAUAUGCACAAGAAUAAUUUCUAUGCCCAAAAUCUCACCAAACCCAAACCAACUUAUAGCAAGGAAUGUUUGGAAAUGCAAGCUCCAGUCUGUAUCCUGAACUGAACAGAAGCUGUGUAGGUGUGAUUUCACCAGCACUGGUGCAGUGGCAGCCCUGAGAUAGGAGCCCAGUGUUACAAAUACAGAAAUUAUAUCAGAGUAACCCUAAGGCUGCUGAGGGCCAUGGUAGAGUGGACCCAAAUCUUACUGACUCAUCCCUUUCAAAAGUACAUUGGGGAGCUGGGUCAUGGCAACAGCAGGAACAUUGAAUGCAAAGUUUCUGCAUUCAAAAACUACUUUUCCUACAGUUUGUUUGAAAGUUGGAAGCAGGGUGGAAUGAAAGCAAAUUCCGCUGGUGCAAUUUAUGACAUCAGUGGUGAAGGCUGUGGCUUGUGACAGAAGCAACUCAAGUUUUUUUUAGAAUUUUGCUGAGGAAGGAUAAUUUGUCCUGCACACUACGAGCACCAAAACCAUCUACUUUGAGUGCGUAAAUAAAAUAAAAAAAACUGGAUUGAUUGGCAGGAUUUCCUGUUAAAUGUGAAGGAAACAGCCCAGCAGUUGUUGAGUUUGGUUUCCUACAGAGUACCUGACAAUUUACUGUGUUAGUAACCAGCUGUGGCAUCCUCAGGAAAAGCAGCCCCAAAUCCCAGGAGCCCUUCCCAGGCAGGAGGAUGAAUUGGGCAAUGCUGCUGCUCAGCUAUUCCAGUCCUGGCUUGUUGCAGGGACACACAGUAUUGGCUUCUGGAGCUAAUUCUGCUGCCUCAGGGACUGGUUUCACUCCACCCCUGGUCUUAGGCUCCCUCCCCUGGCAUGGCCUCAGAGCUACAGGCCUGCAGGACAGUGUUGGGUAAAGUGCCUUGGACUUCCCCCAGACUGUUCCCAAAAGUGAAUUAAAAAAGGGUCAGAAGUGAACUUCAUGAUGCAAACUAGAAGCCUGGGAUGACAAUCUCCUCCUUGGACACAUCCCUGGAGACAGGAAGGACACUUGAGUUUUGUUCUAAUGGACACUGGGCAAAUCAGUGAGAAGAGACUGUUGAUACAGAAGGUUUCAUAGAUAGAAAUGAAGUGGGUUUUUUGGCCACAAAAUGGUAGUUGUAACUUUAAUUAAAUGGAUGGAAUUCAGUAGCUUUAGUCAAUUUCUUGAUAGAAGCAUUUUUAUACAUUAUUUGAUUAAACAUCUGGCUGAAAAAAAAGUGGAAAGUAGGAAAGUGUAAUAGUAGAAAAUUUUAUUGACUUUGACAGAUGUUCUGCUUUCAGAAUUAAUGUGUAAUUUGUUUUAGCUGUGACUUAGCUUAAUUCCCCCCUUCCCCCCAGUAUUCAUUCCAAGUUAAUUUGGAUAUUAAAUCUUGAGAAAGAUAAAACAUUUUUCUUGCUGAAGCAAACUUCAGGGCUGAAGAUUCACUAUUCUUAUUUGUAUGGUCUGGAAUGAGCAGUGUCUGACAUCCCCAAACCUUCACCACCCACCCACCCUGGAUAACUCAGCUGUGGCAGCUAGUGAUUUUGGAUUUGUGUUUGUGCAUCGUGGUGUGGUUUUGGCUCUUGCUGAUGAGGACUGGACAUAGCUGGACACUUGUACCUGGUUCCUGUGCCCCCCCUCGUUAUCAAACAUGCUUUACAUCGUGCUUAUAUAGACAUGACAGUUCACACAUCAAACACAAGACAAGACUCGGUACAGAAAACAAGGUACAGUACAGAGAUAGCAACAUCUGAGAGACUUGCUUGUUUCUUUUUUCCCCUCUAAUUGACUUACCUCUUCUUCCUCUGCUUCCCUUGUGCACCCAGAAGAAACUUAAAUUGGAUUAUUAAACACAAGUGCUGCUUUUA